CCGCCCAGCCGGCCCGGCCCGGGAGCCGCGGCGCCCAGUGACCCCCGCAGCCGGGAGGAGGGAGGGAGGCAGGCGCAGGAAGCCGAGCAGGAAGCGAGCCCGGCGGCCGCGUUUUCCUGGGGAAGCGGCGGACGGGGCGGCGUAGCCUGCGGGGCCCGGGGAGCCGCCGCCUCGAUGGGGUGUUGAGAAAUCUCCUCUAGAGCUUUGGAAGGCUGAAUGGACUAAACAUGAAGAGCUUGAAAGCCAAGUUCAGGAAGAGUGAUACCAAUGAGUGGAACAAGAACGAUGACCGCCUGCUGCAGGCCGUGGAGAAUGGAGAUGCUGAGAAGGUGGCCUCGCUGCUGGGCAAGAAGGGGGCCAGUGCUACCAAGCAAGACAGCGAGGGCAAGACUGCUUUUCAUCUUGCUGCUGCCAGAGGAUACGUGGAAUGCCUCAGGGUCAUGAUUACACAUGGUGUGGAUGUGACAGCCCAAGACACUGCUGGGCACAGCGCUUUGCACCUCGCAGCCAAGAACAGCCACCAUGAGUGUGUCAAGAAGCUCCUGCAGUCUAAAUGCCCAGCUGAGAGUAUUGACAGCUCUGGGAAAACAGCUUUACAUUAUGCAGCAGCACAAGGCUGCCUCCAAGCUGUGCAGGUUCUCUGCGAGCACAAAAGUCCCAUAAACCUCAAGGACUUGGAUGGGAAUACGCCACUGCUUCUUGCCAUUCAGAAUGGUCACAGUGAGGUCUGCCGCUUUCUGCUGGAUCAUGGGGCAGAUGUCAAUUCCAGGGACAAAAAUGGAAGAACUGUUCUCAUGCUGGCUUGUGAGAUCGGCAGCUCUAACAUCGUGGAAGCCUUAAUUAGAAAGAGUGCAGACUUAAACCUUGUAGAUUCUCUUGGACACAAUGCCUUACAUUAUUCUAAACUCUCAGAAAAUGCAGGAAUUCAAAGCCUUCUAUUAUCAAAAAUCUCUCAGGAUGCUGAUUUAAUGACACCAACAAAACCAAAGCAGCAUGAUCAAGUCUCUAAAAUAAGCUCAGAAAGAAGUGGAACUCCAAAAAAACGCAAAGCUCCACCACCUCCUAUCAGUCCUACCCAGUUGAGUGAUGUGUCUUCCCCAAGAUCAAUAACUUCAACACCACUUUCGGGAAAGGAAUCCAUAUUUUUUACUGAACAACCCUUCAAGGCUGAGAUCAGUUCCAUACGGGAAAACAAAGACAGGCUCAGUGAUAGUACUGCCGGUGCUGACAGCUUAUUGGAUAUAAGUUCUGAAGCUGAUCAGCAAGAUCUUCUUGUCCUAUUGCAAGCAAAAGUUGCUACUCUUACCUUACACAAUAAGGAAUUACAAGAUAAAUUGCAGGCCAAAACUCCAAAGGAGGCAGAAGCAGACCUAAGUUUUGACUCAUACCAUUCCACUCAAACUGACUUGGCCCCAUUCCUGGGCAAACCGAGCCCAGAUGCCAAAUCAUCUCCAUCUUUAUUAACACAUUCCUUGGGUAAAUCCACCAUUGACAGCGAUGUCAAAAUUCAGCAACUACAAGAGAUUUUGCAAGACCUGCAGAAGAGACUGGAGAGCUCCGAAGCAGAAAGGAAACAGCUACAGGCUGAACUUAAAUCCAGAGGGACAGAACUGGUGUGCUUUAACAAUGCAGGGAUUUCAGAGAACGGCUCUGACCUCAGCCAGAAACUUAAAGAAACACAGAGCAAGUAUGAGGAGGCCAUGAAAGAGGUCCUUAGUGUGCAGAAGAAGAUGAAACUGGGCCUCACUUCGCCUGAGAGUGUGGGAAAUUAUUCACAUCUCCAUGAGUUGAGGAUCACCGAAGAGGAAAUAGAUGUGCUGAAGCAGGACCUCCAGAAUGCAUUAGAAGAAAGUGAAAGAAAUAAAGAGAAAGUGAAAGAGUUAGAGAAAAAACUUGAAGAGAGGGAGAAAGAUGUGGUGAUUAAUCCACCUGUGGAGGAGUAUGAGGCAAUGAAAAAUUCAUAUUGCUCAGUUAUUGAGAAUAUGAAUAAGGAGAAAGCAUUUUUGUUUGAGAAAUACCAAGAGGCCCAAGAAGAAAUCAUGAAACUAAAAGACACAUUAAAAAGUCAGAUGACACAAGAAGCCAAUGAUGAAGCUGGGGACAUGAAAGAAGCCAUGAACAGGAUGAUAGAUGAACUCAACAAACAAGUGAGCGAGCUGUCUCAGCUGUACAAAGAAGCCCAAGCCGAGCUGGAGGAUUAUAGGAAGAGGAAAUCUCUAGAGGACCUAACAGCCGAAUAUAUUCAUAAAGUGGAGCAUGAGAAACUAAUGCAUGUGACAAACGUAUCCAGAGCCAAAGCAGAAGAGGCCCUGUCUGAAAUGAAGUCUCAGUAUUCAAAAGUAUUAAAUGAAUUGACCCAACUCAAGCAACUGGUUGAUGCACAGAAAGAGAAUUCUGUCUCCAUUGCAGAGCAUUUGCAAGUCAUAACCACGCUGAGGACUACUGCAAAAGAGAUGGAGGAAAAAAUAAGCAAUCUUAAAGAGCUCCUUGCAAGCAAGGAAGGAGAGGUGGCCAAGCUGGAGAAACAACUCUUAGAAGAGAAAGCUGCCAUGACUGAUGCUAUGGUACCCAAGUCUUCCUAUGAAAAGCUCCAGUUUUCUCUUGAGAGUGAAGUGAGUGUGUUGGCAUCGAAAUUAAAGGAUUCAGUAAAAGAGAAAGAGAAGGCCCAUUCAGAGGUUGCCCAGGUUAAAAGUGAGGUCUCACAAAUAAAAAGGGAAAAAGAAAAUAUUCAGACUCUCUUGAAAUCCAAAGAGCAAGAAGUAAACGAACUUCUGCAAAAAUUCCAGCAAGCUCAAGAAGAACUUGCAGAAAUGAAGCGAUAUUCUGAGAGCUCUUCAAAACUGGAGGAAGAUAAAGAUAAGAAGAUAAAUGAGAUGUCAAAGGAAGUCACCAAAUUGAAGGAAGCCCUGAACAGCCUUUCACAGCUCUCCUACUCAACGAGCUCAUCCAAGAGGCAGAGUCUGCAGCUGGAAGCACUGCAGCAGCAGAUCAAACAGCUACAGAACCAGCUGGCUGAAUGCAAGAAACAACACCAGGAGGUCAUAUCGGUUUACAGAAUGCAUCUUCUCUAUGCUGUCCAGGGUCAGAUGGAUGAAGAUGUCCAGAAAGUACUGAAGCAAAUUCUUACCAUGUGUAAAAACCAAUCCCAGAAGAAGUAAAUUGGAUUCCUUGGCAGGACUCUGCCCCUUAUUGUCCAUCUUUGAGUUAGAUUCGGAGUUAGUCAUUGGCAACCACUGCCGUUGUUCUCCUUCGUGGUAUGCACUGUGACCUAGCAUAGCUUCUUCCCUUUCCAAAGGCUUCUGAGGACUGGUCCCAGGAAACGACUGCCCUCCUGAGAACCACUUGAAGGCUUCAAACCAGCAGAGGUCACCCAUCCCUUCAGAUUCCAGAGCCGGGAUCAGCCAGGCUCAGAGGCCUGGGUUGUGAUUGGUAGGGGGGUACCCUCCUCCGUAUCCAACCAGCUGAGGGGCUUCCCUCUCCGGGAGGUGCUGAGGCUUCCAUGCAGUAAAUUCUCCUGCAGUUCUUACAUUCAGGACUGUGCCCUUCUGCACAGGAGGACUUUUUACCUUUGGCUUCCGAUCCCAAAACAUGAUUUAAUUUCUAACCAAAUUAGUAUGGCACUAGUAAUGAGGUGCAUGCUUAAUACCCUUGAUCAUGACAUCCUGUGGAUUUAAAAACUCUAAUUCCUUCCUUUUCCCCAAUCUACCUUGUCUAUCUCAUCAUCCAGCUCAUCAAUCUCACAGUCUGAUGAGCACUAUUAACUAAAAUAUGAAGUCUAGAAACAAAAGCAAAUUGCCCUUAAAAGUUUUUCUUUUGAAGUGAAUCCUUGACAUAUUGCAAAUUUUCUAUGCAAACUUGCCUCCUGCUGUUAUCCCUGAAGCUCAGGAAAUACAAACACUUGUGUUUCAACAAGGGAUUACAGGAAACUCUUUGUUUACAGUUAAAAGAAAUGCCUCACAGUUCUUAACCUCAAUUUUUAAAAAAGUGUUUUUUCUCUAUAAUAUUUUUAUUGGCUCUUAAAAUUUUUUUCAUAUCUAAACCCCUAAAUAAGUGAAAUUUACAUUAGACUAUAUUAAUGAAAUUUUUUUAGGUAACCAUGCUUAAGGUUUUUUAAAAAUAUAACUUUUCCUCCAAGUUUUCAGCUAUAGCAAAAGGUGGUUAUGUAUUCCAAACUCAAGAUGAGCUGCUGCCAAUACCCUCUUGGACUUUUCCACCACUGUUUCCUUGGAACAGUAGUGCAUAUCUGAAUAUAAUAACUCUUCUUUUUACCCGUUGAAUAUUUUUGAAUGCCCCAACUCUCCCAGUGCCCACAGAUAAUCUCUGUAAGGACUCUUAGUAUCAGUCAGUUUUGCACCCUUGAAACUAAAAAUCUGAUAUGGUAUCAUUACGGUGCAUAGCGAAGGUCUUGGGGAAAAAACACUUCUGUUCAUUUUACUUUCAGGUUAAAAAUAUUUCUAACUUGCUUGCAGCUUCCCUUAUGGUUUUGAUCCUAUUGAAGGAGAUAAACCGAAUACAGGAAUCUCCAAAAUGUGUAUGGUGUAUGCCUCCUUCAGCAGGGGCCAUACACCUCAAGGCCGCCUGGGCUCAGAGGGAGCUUGGCUGUAUUGGAUGAUGUGUUAAUCUGUAUUGGAUGAACACCAACAAUGGCAAAGCAACAUGGCUUUAAAGCUUGGUGUUACCUUUCUUAAGUUGUUUAAUUAUAGUUAAACAAUUUUGAAAGUGCACCAAAGAAAUGUGAAAGAACUUUUUGUUGGCAGCAGUUAAAGACAACACAGAACAAACCUCCCACCUACCCCCACACCGAAAUGCUGCAGAGUAUAAAACUUGAGACAUUUUGUAGGAUGCUUAACAAAAGCGUAGCCUUUUAUCUUGUUUCAAUAUGUGUAUUUAUUACAAGUAUUCUGGUUAAAUAUUGAAAAGUUAUAUGCUGUAGUCUAGCAUUUUGUCUUUGUAAUUUACAGAAGUUACUGCAGAAAAUAAACUUUUGUUUCAUUUUGCA
Choloepus didactylus (southern two-toed sloth) is the source of this 4999-nucleotide messenger RNA. RefSeq names its product retinoic acid induced 14 (gene RAI14). The transcript has 18 exons. The record is from RefSeq and is a predicted model, not a curated record. The coding region runs from base 228 to 3158 and encodes 976 amino acids. Gene Ontology annotation, molecular function: actin binding. NCBI's taxonomy places the organism in Eukaryota, Metazoa, Chordata, Mammalia, Pilosa, Megalonychidae.